Molecule: messenger RNA, 3104 nt
Organism: Microplitis mediator
Lineage: Eukaryota; Metazoa; Arthropoda; Insecta; Hymenoptera; Braconidae
Product: histone lysine demethylase PHF8-like
Exons: 12
Coding region: 103-2880 (925 amino acids)
Biological process (GO): protein demethylation; regulation of transcription by RNA polymerase II
Molecular function (GO): transcription coregulator activity; histone demethylase activity
Source: RefSeq, a predicted model, not a curated record
AGCAAUACCCCCACCACUGCCAGUAAAAUUUAUCAAAGCAGCGAGACAAAAGUCAUUUUAUAACUUUGACCAGAACGCGAUAUAAAUAAAAAUAAACAAACCAUGAUGACUGAUGAAACAAUGAUUUAUUGUUUAUGUGGACAGUCAUAUAAUCCUAAUCAGUUUAUGAUCCAGUGUGAUGUUUGUAAAAAGUGGUAUCAUGGAGAGUGUAUCGGCAUCAAAGAGUACGCAGCAAGUGAACUGGACAAAUAUCAUUGCCCGGAUUGCGAAUGUAUUCACGGUCCAUCACUUGCUAAACUAAGAAUGAAUAAUCAUCGUCAUGAGUACACUGACGUUAACGCCGAAUCUAAACCAGUACAGACGGGUACAUCUGUUUUUAUACAUGAAUUAAAGUCCAGACACUUUCCAAAAGCUGAUGAUGUUGUCAAACAUGUGAGAGGACAGCAGUUGACAUUACAAUAUUUACAAACAAAUGGAUUUGAAACCCCUGUUAUUAUUGACAGUAAAGAAGGUCUGGAUAUGACUCUCCCUCCAUCAACAUUCACGGUCCAAGAUGUUGAAAAAUAUAUCGGCGGUGACAGGGAGAUUGAUGUCAUUGAUGUGUCAAAACAAAAUAACAUCAGAAUGAUACUGAGAGAUUUUGUUGAGUAUUACACUGACCCUCUUCGGUCACGAGUCCUCAAUGUCAUUAGUCUAGAGUUCACUGACACUGGUUUAUCACCAUUGGUAGAGGCUCCGCUGAUUGCCCGAAAGCUGGACUGGGUGAACUCAGUUUGGCCGCGUGAGAUCUCGGAAAACUGUCAACUGAAACGUCCUGAGGUACAAAAGUACUGUCUGAUGAGUGUGAGAGAUAGUUUUACUGACUUUCACAUCGAUUUCGGCGGCACGUCUGUGUGGUACCACGUGCUGCGAGGCGAGAAAAUUUUUUAUCUCAUCAGACCGACGCCGGCUAACUUGCAAUUGUAUCAGCAGUGGAUGAGCAGCUCCAGUCAGAGUGAGACAUUUUUUGGCGACCAGGUUGACGCCUGCUACAAGUGUAUUAUCAAACAGGGGCAUACUAUGAUGAUACCCACGGGAUGGAUUCAUGCUGUGCUGACUCCAGUUGACUCGCUUGUCUUUGGCGGGAAUUUCGUGCAUAGUCUCAACAUUCCUAUGCAAAUACAAAUAUAUGAAUUAGAACGUAAAAUGAAAACUCCAAAAAAAUUUCAAUAUCCUGGUUUUGAAACAAUAAACUGGUUCGCGGCUAAGCGAUUACUCAAGGACCUAAAGGAGUUAAAUCGCGAAGAUAAAAAAUGCCCUACUUAUUUUUUACAAGGCAUCAAGGCUCUUCUCGCUGUACUUAAGCAAUGGAAUACCGACAAAGACUACAGCACAUUCAGUCGGGGCCAAAUCCCGCCGUCGGUUAAUAGUCAAAAAUUAUUGAAAGAGUUGAGCAAAGAAAUAAGACACGCAGAGCGGUUUCUCUUGGCUCUGAACCCGCCGAAACCAGAGCGCGAGAGCAAAAGGAAAAAAAAGAAACCGAUUAAUAAAGACUUUGUUAACUUUGAUGUCGCUGAUAAAAUGUCUGAGAACGCUUUCAAAGCGACGAUAGGUAAAAUAAAAGUUGAAAAUUCACCAGUUAAAAAUCAAUCGCCCAUUAAAUCUUGUUUGAAAUUAACUCUGCCUAAAUCUGCGUCUUAUCCUUUCAAUAAAUCCGUGUGCUCUGAUAUAAUGGAGAGUAAAGCGUCCGCGGAGUCACCGGGUUACAAACGUACGAUAAGUAAACAAGGGAAACAAAGUCCCACGGUGAUAAGAUUCAAACUGGGUGAUAAUGAAGUCGUACGUAGCACCAAUGACAAAGGAAAUGUAUUCGGUAAUUUUGCGAUUGACCCAACGGUUGAAACCCAAAAGGAGUUCACGUGGAAGCAAAGUUCUAUUUAUGAUUUUCAUGACGGCAGUAAUGAGAGUGACUGCGGUAAAUUUACAAUUGACGAGGGCCCGAAGCGUAAGAAGUCUUGCAAAAAUAGUUCGCAUAAAAAAGCCAAGAAGUCUGUUAAUAAUGCUGGCAAUCCCGUCACUGUUGACGUACUGAGCGACGUACCUAAGAAUGGUAUAGAGGAGCUUCUAAAAGCAUCAGCAUACACAUUGCCGUCGACUGGUAGCAGAUUGGAACCUAGUGUUCCGAUGUCAAUCUUACAGACCCAGCUGACGAUUCCACCCCCAGUAGGUUCUGACAGGGCAUCACCGUCGACGCGCGAGGCUAUUGCCGGAAUGCUUUCAUUCAGCGAGCAGUGCUACUCCACCGAGUCAGGAAGUUCGAAAAAAAGUGAUAAGUCAUCGAGGAAAGUAGAGUAUGAUGAUGAAGAUGAUCAGUCUAUUGAAAAUAUUGAUAAGGUCCACCAGGAUGAAGACUUCAUCUAUCCGGCUUUAGAUGCUUCUGAUGACGAGGAAUAUAUUUUCAAACCACGAGGAAAGAGACGAGUAGAUGAGGCAUGGAAUCCUAAAGCUCGUGUUGGACCUCUUCUGCCCAAAACCAACCGACCGGCUCGCGAAGGCGCCAAGAAAACUUCUGUAGAAAAAGGACUUGAAGCUGCUGCUGCCAAACGCGCUAAACAUCCCAAUCAAAAGACAAGUCCGAAACGAACGUACAAUAAAUCGAAAAAAAAUCCUGCUUCAAAUGGAAUUAUUCCUACAAGUUCAUUAAAACACGAAGAACCACCUGCUGAGCCAGUCCAAGUGCCCACCGGAUUUACUUCGAUUUUAACGAGCCCCAAUAGACUGAAAGAUGUUAAAGCUAAACUAGCAGCCCCAGUUCCCGUUGAGCGGAAACCAAGAAAAGGUAUGAAGACUGCGAAACAACGCUUAGGAAAAAUUUUAAAGCUUCAUAAAAUGAUGCAUUAAAAUAAAUGACUUCGCAUUAUUAAUUUUAAUAAUUUCUUUUGUACAAAAACAAACGUUAGCUGUAAAUUAUAGUGUAAAUAUUUAUUAUCUUUUAUUUUCAUCACAUUUAAUUUUAUAUUAUAUUCAAGUGUCAUUCAUCAUUAAAGUAGGGGUCAAAUAGUAUAUUACACACCCAGGGAAGUAAAGUAAGAAAUGUCUCAGAUCACAUGUAAUUGUUGGCCGAG